Molecule: messenger RNA, 3451 nt
Organism: Falco peregrinus (peregrine falcon)
Lineage: Eukaryota; Metazoa; Chordata; Aves; Falconiformes; Falconidae
Gene: NIPAL3
Product: NIPA like domain containing 3
Exons: 13
Coding region: 666-1931 (421 amino acids)
Biological process (GO): magnesium ion transport
Cellular component (GO): membrane
Molecular function (GO): magnesium ion transmembrane transporter activity
Source: RefSeq, a predicted model, not a curated record
UGGUGCCACGGUUGUCCUGAGAGCCCUGAGCCGGGGAGUCCUUCCUCCUCCCCUCAGGACCGGGAGGGGCCUGGCCGACGGCAAGGCGCUGCCACAGCCCGGGCGAGCGGCGGAACCCGGCUCCUUCCCUAGCCCGCCCCCUCGGAGCCCGGCGCCGCGCUAGGGUUCACCCCAUAGGCUGGGCCAGGCCCGAUAGCCGCCCGACAGCCAAUCGCCGCUGUUUGCUGGGGCCCGGCCCCGGACUGACAGGGCUGGCAGCGAAUGGGAGGGGCCGGGCAGGGACGGACGGCAUCUGGGCCGGGGACCGAAGUUGGGGUCGGAGGGCCUGGCCAUGGGGGCAGGGCGGCGGCCCUGAGGGAGCAGUGCCACUUUGGAGAAAUAUAACCUUGCUGCCCCACUGACUGGCUGGAAGUAUUGGCUCCUCUACACCUCUCCCUACCCUAUUUCAGUGUAGCUUGGUGGGGGAAGAAAAGCAGCAGACGGGCCGCAAAGAAAUUUUUUUGUGCUUUACUGAACUAAUUGUGGCUUGUCCAAGAAAACAGGAUGGCUGGGAAGAAGUGGUACCAAGUUACAGACAAGGCGGUUCCAGCAGGGUCCAAGUCUCUUCUGUAAAGAGAAGUUACAGUAUCAAAACAGCUGAAAAGUAAACAUUCCAAUCAACCAAAAUGGAAGGAGGCAACAGUCCAAAUCUGCAACUUCAGCAGCUCCCAUUGGCCACAGCAGCAGUUUCAGUGCAGCCACACACUGACUCCUUUUCUUACAAGGAGAACUUGAUUGGUGCGUUACUAGCUAUUUUUGGGCAUCUUGUUAUCAGUAUUGCACUCAACCUCCAGAAAUACAGCCACAUCCGGCUGGCAGGUUCCAAAGACCCCCGAGCCUACUUCAAAACCAAGACGUGGUGGUGUGGACUGUUUCUGCUGGUGCUGGGAGAACUGGGAGUGUUUUCCUCCUACGCCUUUGCUCCUCUUUCACUGAUUGUGCCACUCAGUGCAGUGUCUGUUAUAGCCAGUGCAAUCAUAGGAAUUAUAUUUAUUAAAGAAAAAUGGAAGCCCAAGGAUUUUUUGAGGCGCUAUGUUUUGUCCUUUGUAGGCUGUGGUUUGGCAAUUGUUGGAACUUACCUGCUGAUAACAUUUGGACCUAAUAGUCAUGAGAAGAUGACAGGAGAAAAUAUCACUAGGCAUUUAGUGAGCUGGCCAUUUCUGUUGUACAUGCUUGUGGAGAUCAUCGUAUUCUGCCUGCUACUAUAUUUUUACAAGGAGAAAAAUGCAAACUACAUUGUAGUUAUUCUCCUGCUGGUAGCUUUGCUAGGUUCCAUGACUGUUGUGACUGUGAAGGCUGUGGCAGGCAUGAUUGUUGUCUCGAUACAAGGAAACUUACAACUCGACUACCCCAUAUUUUAUAUCAUGUUGGUGUGCAUGAUUGCGACAGCGAUCUUUCAAGCAACGUUUUUAGCUCAAGCAUCACAGCUGUAUGACUCAUCUCAGAUUGCCAGCAUCGGCUAUAUCCUGUCCACAACAGUAGCAAUCACAGCAGGAGCAACUUUUUACUUGGACUUCACCGGUGAGGAUGUUCUGCAUAUAUGUAUGUUUGCGCUUGGAUGCCUCAUAGCAUUUCUAGGUGUCUUCCUGAUCACAAGAAAUAGGAAGAAGUCUAUCCCAUUUGAACCGUACAUAUCAAUGGAUGCUAUGCCAGGCAUGCAGAACAUGCACGAUAAAGGGAUUGCAGUUCAGCCUGACCUCAAAGCUUCUUUUUCCUACGGUGCCCUAGAGAACAAUGACAACAUGCCGGAAAUCUAUACUCCAGCUACACUGCCGAUUGUGCAGGAGCAGCAUGGUUCCAAAGGAGUUUCUGCUCCACCCUACAGGGUGCUGGAGCACAGCAAAAAGGAUAAACUGCCCAGAUUCUCCACAGCCUUGCAGCCUGAGCACUGACUGACUUCUGGCCUGACCUUUCUGUUUGUCAGAGAGCCCUCAGUUGUCAGCACAUGGCUGUGUUCUGCUCUGAGUGAAAUUUCCUCCAGCCAUAACCUGAGCUUAUGUAUUAUUAUGCUGUUUUGGCCCUUUUCUUUCAAAGACUCUAAAGGCAAGAGUCUUGCUCCAAAGUUUUAUAUAACCAUGUUUUAUUUACAGUCUGUGUGUUUAAAUAGUUCUACUUAAUGAUGACAGCUCCCUUUACCUGCAGCGAGAGUUGCUUGUGGAAACUUCCUGACAAAGGACUCCAAGGGAGGUGAUGUCUGUUUCUACAGCACAUAAAUCACUAUUUUUGAUUAUGCUGUGGUGCCACAUCGGUAGAGCCUGAGGUGCUCCUUGGGCUGUAGGUCUCAACUCAAUGCACUGAUGUUGUAAGGGUCACAUUUUCCCCCUGUGUUAGGCACUGUAAGCACAGUAGAAGGACUGCCAGACUGCACCUUGCUCCUGCUUGCUGCCUGUGUUCAAUACUUGAAUUUUAAAAUGCAGGGGGGUGUUUGUAUUUUAGGCACUUCCCCCUUUCCUGCUUUUUCUCCCUAGCUUCCAAAAGAUUGUAUUUUCUGCUCUUCAUCACAGUCUUGCAGCCGCUGCCUCUGUUGCUGAGAAGGCAUGAACAGGGCCCCUAGAAGCUAAACAUCUGUUUAAAUAUGAUUGUAGGACUUCUGUGGUCUUCUAACAGGGGGAGGGUAUAGCUCAGGAUUGAAAUAAACUCCAUACCUCCCUUCUAGUUCAGAGUUUACAAGCUGAAAACAGGAAGCUAUUUGUACCCUCAAGUCUAUCCUUUUUACAGAAUAUUUGUUAGUCUGAGGUGACAAUGGCCAUGCCCAGGAUUGCAGCAAACAUUUACAGCUAAACAGCACAUGAAGAUGUAAAGGAGAGGAGCCCUGUGCCGCAUUCUAGUCCUUGCAGCGUGAAAAAUAAUCUGUUGGUGUACAGCACACUUUAACAUGUAUGUGUCAAAAUUCCAGUUUAUCUAGGGCUGAUCCUGAGAGAGGCAGGGCGCUGUGAAGAGCAGAGUAUGCUUAGAUUUCCAAAUGUGCAGCAUUUUUCAGCAUCAAGAGCUGAAAAAGUAUGCACAAAAAUAAAGUGACUGCUGUCUCCUUUACUAAGCUGGUGGAAUAGCUCCUCAACUCUCUUAUCUCCCAGCUGCUUUAUCAAAUGUGAACUGACAUCUAUUGCCUCCACGCUGUGUGGCUUUUCAAUGCACCAGAGCACUUAAUAUAUUCUCAGUGUGUAUCUUACAUGUAAUUUAAUGCUGUGGAAUACAGCUCCUGUGUUGGUUGAAUGUACAAAAUGAUUUGCCUACAAUGUUCUCUUGUUAACCCUAAAAUGUGUAAAUAAAUCAGGCUUUACAGUAUUGGAUUAUAAGAAUAACGGCUCAAUUUUUCAUAAGCACUGUUGCAUGUCUAUUUAAUUCUAUUUGUCUUUUAGGUGAGACCUUUGGAAAUGAAACCUAAUAAAAGAUUUUGGUAAAACGUACAGAA